UUGAGCUGUAAAUGAAGGCGUGUGAUUGGUUGAAACUGACAGCUGCGCAGUCUCAGUUAAGGGGCGGCUGUGGAGAGGCUGGCUUUAAGGCAUAAUGUUCCGUAGGAAACUGCAGGCUUUAGAUUAUCACAAUCCCGCCGGAUUUAACUUUAAAGAUGAAACAGAGUUUCGAAAUUUUCUUGUUUGGCUCGAAGAUCAAAAAAUUAGACAUUACAAGAUCGAAGACAGAGGAAAGUUACGAAACAUACACAGCAGCGAAUGGCCGGAUCAGUAUGAAAAGUAUUUGAAUGAUGUGAAUUGUCCAUUCAAAGUUCAGGAUCGUCAAGAAUCAAUAGACUGGCUCCUGGGCCUCGCUGUGCGCCUUGAGUAUGGGGAUAACGUUAGCAAUCCUGAUUUCAAAGCUGGAGUAAUGGCUUUGGCAAAUCUUCUGCAAAUCCAGAGACAUGAUGACUACCUUAUGAUGCUAAAAGCAAUUCGAAUCCUCAUACAGGAACGCUUGUCUCCAGAAGCUGUUGCCAAAUCCAACAGCUCAAAAGAGGGCCUCCCAGUUGCGCUGGAUAAACACACCCUUGGGUUUGACACAGGAGAUGCUGUUUUAAAUGAUGCUGCCCGAAUCCUGAGAUUACUUCAUAUUGAAGAGCUGCGAGAAUUACAGACAAAAAUCAAUGAAGCUAUAGUCGCAGUUCAGGCGAUUAUCGCUGACCCAAAAACAGACCACAGACUGGGGAAGGUUGGAAGAUAAGGACUUUAGUCUGUUCUCUUUCCCCCUAUCCAGGAACAACCUUAGCUAGCAUGGAGCCGCCAUCUUUUCAUGUAUAGUUUUAGCACAUUGAUAUAAAGCACUUAUCCUGACUGUUAAGGAUAUGCUGUCCUAAAAGUUUUCUUUCAUUUUUUUUUUUUUUUGUUAUUAAAACGAAAAACCCCAGCAGUAAGUAAAUCAAAAUGGUGUAAUCUAA
Xenopus laevis (African clawed frog) is the source of this 956-nucleotide messenger RNA. It is a transcript of the gene rtraf.S, whose product is annotated as RNA transcription, translation and transport factor S homeolog. Bases 95 to 742 code for a protein of 215 amino acids. NCBI's taxonomy places the organism in Eukaryota, Metazoa, Chordata, Amphibia, Anura, Pipidae. The transcript is spliced from 7 exons. The record is from RefSeq and is a predicted model, not a curated record.